AACCCCAACUCAUACUACGACCACACAAGCCUCUCACCAGUACGAGGGACAAAGUGCAGUAAUCCGUCAACAAGUCACUUCUCUUCCAACAGUACCGGUCGUGAAGCAACAAUGGCUGAGCAACUCGUUCUCCGCGGCACCCUUGAGGGCCACAGUGGUUGGGUGACCAGCUUGGCGACGUCGCUCGAGAACCCGAACAUGCUGCUCUCGGCCUCGCGCGACAAGACUCUCAUCAUCUGGGACCUGACUCGCGACGACACCUCCUACGGCUACCCCAAGCGCUCCCUGCACGGCCACAGCCACAUCGUCUCCGACUGCGUCAUCAGCUCCGACGGCGCCUACGCCCUCUCCUCCUCCUGGGACAAGACCCUCCGUCUCUGGGAGCUGUCCACCGGCCAGACCACCCGUCGCUUCGUCGGCCACACCAACGACGUCCUCUCCGUCUCCUUCUCCGCCGACAACCGUCAAAUCGUGUCCGGCAGCCGUGACAGGACGAUCAAGUUGUGGAACACCCUCGGUGACUGCAAGUACACCAUCACCGACAAGGGACAUACCGAGUGGGUGAGCUGUGUGCGCUUCAGCCCCAACCCGCAGAACCCGGUGAUUGUGUCUGCUGGGUGGGAUAAGUAUGUCAAGGUCUGGGAACUCGCCACCUGCCGCAUCCAAACCGACCACAUCGGCCACGCCGGCUACAUCAACACCGUCACCAUCUCCCCCGACGGCUCCCUCUGCGCCUCGGGUGGCAAAGACGGCACCACCAUGCUCUGGGACCUCAACGAGUCCAAACACCUCUACUCCCUCACCGCCGGCGACGAAAUCCACGCCCUCGUCUUCUCCCCCAACCGCUACUGGCUCUGCGCCGCCACCGCUUCGUCGAUUAUCAUCUUUGAUCUGGAGAAGAAGAGCAAGGUGGAUGAGUUGAAGCCGGAGUACAUGGAGGUGGGCAAGAAGAGCCGCGAGCCGGAGUGUGUGAGUUUGGCGUGGAGUGCGGAUGGGCAGACGUUGUUUGCCGGGUACACGGAUAAUAAGAUUCGGGCUUGGGGGGUGAUGAGCCGUGCGUAGAGAGAGUGAGGUGCAUGUUGGUGGGAUGUUGUCGGUGGUGGUGGUGGUGGUGGGGUGUUUGCACGAUGAUGCUCGAUACGAGGAUCGCCCUUUGCUUUGCGAGCAGUGUAACAGCAUAGAUGGCUGGAGCCGGGGGCGACUUCCGAUGAAAGGUCGUAGCGGUGCACGUGCUGAGUUCGUGUUGCUAGAGUAGAAUGUUGCUACACACCGAAAUCGCUCGUUCGAGACUCCCCUGACCAUGAUUCGCCCUGUUGGCUUGGAGCGAGUACCCCAGAUACAAACCGAGUGUGCUCGAGCCUUGGAGCAUGCAAAGACCACAUCCAUGGAGACCACAAUAGGCAUUCCGGCAGCC
Baudoinia panamericana UAMH 10762 is the source of this 1414-nucleotide messenger RNA. RefSeq lists its product as uncharacterized. Lineage: Eukaryota; Fungi; Ascomycota; Dothideomycetes; Mycosphaerellales; Teratosphaeriaceae. Gene Ontology annotation, cellular component: cytosol; nucleus. Gene Ontology annotation, molecular function: translation regulator activity; protein kinase C binding; ribosome binding. Bases 112 to 1062 code for a protein of 316 amino acids. The transcript has 3 exons. Gene Ontology annotation, biological process: rescue of stalled cytosolic ribosome; positive regulation of protein phosphorylation. The record is from RefSeq and is a predicted model, not a curated record.